Molecule: messenger RNA, 1204 nt
Organism: Onychomys torridus (southern grasshopper mouse)
Lineage: Eukaryota; Metazoa; Chordata; Mammalia; Rodentia; Cricetidae
Product: poliovirus receptor-like
Biological process (GO): positive regulation of T cell receptor signaling pathway; susceptibility to T cell mediated cytotoxicity; susceptibility to natural killer cell mediated cytotoxicity
Cellular component (GO): focal adhesion; apical junction complex; plasma membrane
Molecular function (GO): cell adhesion molecule binding
Source: RefSeq, a predicted model, not a curated record
AUGGAUCGCCGCAUUCUUCCCGCACGGUUUCCCCUACUGCUCUGGCUGCUGGCUGCUCGCUGUGCCUGGCGCUCGGGUAGCAGCCGAGUCCUAUGUCUGGAUUCCGAGACAAAGAUUCUAGGAAAAUCCGGCACGCUGGCCAUCCAGUUACCGGGAGAUGAGGCAGAGGGCUGCCCGGGUUUCAGGCGAAACCUAAGCUCCAGAAUAAAAACCCUGAUGUCCUCUCCAUGCCUAAGAGAAUCACGGUCUAACGCCUACGGGAAUGAGAUAACAGUCACCCAGGUAACCUGGAUGAGAAGGAAUCUAGACGCCCGCUCUACCGUGGCUGUCUUCCACCCCAAGAAGGGGCCCAGCAUCACAGACCCAGAGAGGGUGAGGUUCUGCGCUUCCAGUCUGGACAAAGAUUCACCAAACGCAUCUCUGGCCAUUUCCCACUUACGUACUGAUGAUGAAGGCAACUAUGAAUGUCAGUUUGCCACAUUCCCCUCGGGCAGCAAGAGUGCCACCGUCUGGCUGCAGGUGCUUGCCCGACCCACAACCAGGGCAGAGGCCCUGAAGCCCUCCCCCACCCCGGCGCUGCAGGAAGUAGCUAAAUGCAUCUCCACGGGUGGUCGCCCUCCGUCGCGAAUCCACUGGCUCUCAAACCUGAACGGAAGCAUCCAUGAAACUCAGGAGCGGGAGCCCCAGCAGGACACCUUCACAGUCGCCAGCGUCUUCUCCGUGGUGCCCUCGAGCCAGGUGGAUGGCAAGAACAUCACCUGCCGGGUGGAGCAUGAAACCUUCUCCAAGCCGGACCUGCGAACCGUGACGCUUUCCGUGCUCUAUCCACCUGAGGUGUCCAUCUCUGGCUAUGACAACAACUGGUAUGUUGGUCGCACUGAGGUGGCCCUGACCUGUGAGGCUCACAGCAAACCAGACCCUACCAUCUACAAAUGGAGCACGACCACAGGUUCUCUGCCCAAUACCACCAAGGCCCAGGGCAAGCGGCUCCUAAUCACCACCGUGGACAACACUAUCAAUAACGUGACCUUCAUUUGCAAUGUCACCAACGCCCUAGGGUCCGGGCAGGGCCAAGUAACCGUCCUAGUUACAGGGGAUCCUGUGCAGCCACAUUCAGGCUUGGGCACACGCUCCAUCGCUGGCAUCUGUGUUGGCAUAGCUUUGCCCAUCAUAAUACUCGUUGUAUUCCUGUGGUACAAGCAUG